ACCUCCAAAAAGACAAAGUGUGAUUGUCACAACAACAAAGCUUCCUUGUAUUCAAGCUUCUGAACUCUGACCUCUACCUGAGUUAAGUGAUAAUCGCUAUUAUUCCAAUUCUAAGUUGACCUUGGAACACAUGUCGUGCUAUGUUAUGACCACCGGUACAGUUGAAAGCAACAUUUAUAUCAAAUUCAAUUCAACAUUAUUGGAACUUUUAUAAUAACUACAACUGUACAUUGAUGUCUAAAUAUAUAUAAACAUUAUCUUCACAUGCCGUCAUGAAAACAUCGCCCCUUGUCGCAAUCAUCAUCCCAAAACCUCGUGUGACGGUAACGCGAAUUAAAUACAAGGUAGAUCUCAGGUUUUAGGCGUUUAUUUCUUUAAUAGCCCUUCCCACGAGAAAGGUAUUUCUUUGGUAAUGUAGGUAUGGUUAUUUAACACAUAUUGACAUUAUGUACAUGUUUUUCAAGCGUGCAAAAUAAGGUAAAGUCAACACAAAUUAUCAUGUUUAAUGCUCUACAAGGCUUGUCGUACAAGGCUCGUCGUGCAAGGCUCGUCGUUUGAAAUAGGACAAUAUAAUUACCCGGACAUCAUUAAAUGACGGACUAAAUUGCCCAUACACUUAAACUACAUUGUAUAUAUCAUAAUACGGUAAUCAUCCGGCCAUCAUUUCAUUUCUCUGCUUACACAUACAUAAUAAAUCAAACUAUCUUUUACUUUACUACAUGUAUAUAUAGAUUAUUUUGUUCGCCUAUAUUUGAAAUGAUACUAUAAAUAUGAAUAGGUAUGCAUGUUUAGGUAGGUCAUCGUCAUAUAAUUGUAACAGAUUUUAGCCGUAAUAGUAUAUGUUUCGCUUCCAUUAUCUGCCAACGUGUAUUAACAGUAUCAACAGUACGCCCCGCUUAAUACAGCAUAGCAUAUCUUAUAACUCUGAAAAGGAAUACUGUUCAUAAAGUCUGAUAUAAACUGAAAAAAAAAAAAAAAAAAAAACUGGCGUGUUGUGAAUUUCUUCAAGUUGAUAAUGUGCCCGAGUGAAACCAAAACCUACCUGAGGCAUGGGAUGGUCUGUAAUAUGGAUCAAAGCUCAAAUUAAAAUAACAUUGAUUCUGAUUAACCCUAGUCGUCAACAAACCAGGACUUUUAAUUUAUCUCGUACGAGCGUGGUGGCAUAAUGAGAAAACUACUGAUAACUUUUCUUAUCAUCUGGAAUAUAUACCUGUAGCAGAUUUUUCGUUCGCACGUUAAACGUACAUAUAGUAGGUAUAUUUCAGCCAGUACAGAAGUGCUCUUAUAAACCCGAUCAUAGGGGCUGGCUUGGCCCCGUCAAGACCGUACCAUCCAAGUGGGCGAAGGCAAGGGGAGCAGUUAUUGCCUUCGGACUCAGAGGAGGACGUCACCGCCCAACUAUUGAUGUUGCCUCUUUGGUCAAGGCAACAAAGAAAAAGCAUAUAGUACUAUCAGGACGAGCUGGGAAAAGAGAGAUGGCGGAUACGAUGACGUCACAUGGGGACAUCGUCCCGCGAGAAAUUCCCGAGGUUUUGUUACGAGAACCUCCCCUUAUAAAAAAGCCAUUUUGCCGUUCAUCAGAUGAUUCGGGCGAAGGGGUGGUGUGGACGACUCCAGCACCAUGUCGACAUUUGGCAGACAGAUCAAAGGAAUUCACAUUCGAUCGACCUAAUCCGAGCAAGCCUGGGAAACUGACUUCAGCUGUAGGAAGUCACCAGGCCGAAUACAUGAAGAAGUUACUUGCCGAAAAAGAUCGUGAAUUUCAAAUGUUACAAAGACAACUGAUGAAGUGUAAUAAUGACAACGUUAGAUUAAUUCAAGAGCUUGACGGAUUCAAAGGGAAGAAUUAUGAACUUCUGUCAAAGGAAAAUAUCACAUUAAGGGCAAACAACAGUCGCCUGUUGAAAGAGAAUGUGAUUUUGCGCGGGCAUGUUAGGAAAGAUGGAAAUUCUAUACUACAAAACAUGUCCAGAAAAGAGAUUAUAGAUGCCAAAUAUGCACGUGGGGUCCAAAAUGCCAAACCUCUUGAGUAUUAACCGAUCAAUAAGUUGAUUUAUUAAAAGAUAUUAAGUCUCUUGCAUUUGAAUAUUUAUAUUGGAGAAGGGACAGUAGUGCCGAUUACUUCUGGGAAACUUAAUCCCAUCUAAUUAUAUUUGCCGCUUAGCACAAGUUUCACAGAACGUUGAUGUCGAUGGGGCUGAUGUUAAAUCUGAUGAUACAAAUCAAGUUUUAUCAACGUGAAUGCAACAUACACUGACAAACCUGUCCAGAAAGUGUAGGUCCCCUUGCGCAGAAUCAGUACAGAUCGUAUAAAUGUAUAUACUGGUUCUUUAUCACGGAAAAAAAUAAUGAAGGAUAUAUACUUUAAUAGGCUGGGUUAUUGGAAUUUUCAAACUGCAUAUAUUCAUCUUAAAUUCGUUGAAAACGGGUUUGAUGAGUGGUAACGUGCACGUACAUUUAAAUUGCGUUAAAGUCAAAGAAGGGUUACAGAAAUGAACAACGUUAGUUUUGUCCUUGUUUAUAAACAGUUUCCAUUUUUUACACCAUUCUGCUAGUUUAUCAAGCAUAUUUUGCAUAGAGUUUUCAUCCGGCGAUAUAUUUCGAUUCAAACAUAUUUUAUUGUCAAAAAGUACAAAGGGAUUGGGCACAAGUUUUCGCAACUUAUCAACGCCCUUUCCCAAAACAAAUACAAAAUUACAAUAUUUGACAAAAUAAGGACUAAAGGUCACCAAUUCAAUAUUUUUGUAAUAUCUUUGUAACAUUGCUCUCCGAUUUGUCAAAAGGCAUGAAGUACAAAACAACAAAUAUCAUGCAUUUUUAAAUUUAUUACUUGUUUUUAUAAACUUAUGCACAUUUCUGAAUAUGAUUAAAUUAGUGUCUACAGGCAGAUGAACAUUUCCACAUAGGAGUAACUGUAAGUUUAUAGCUGCAUCGAUAUCUACAUUUCGAAGACUAAGAAAAAGUAAUUGCCUCUGUAUAUCAUAAUUUGAACACUCAAAGAAAAAAUGAAAGGCAUUUUCACAGGGGUUACCACAAAUACAUUCAGCAUUUUCUACCAGGUUAAAACGAAAUAAGUCAUAUGUGAGAGAGCUGUUUUGAUACCUUAAUUUGGUAUGAAUUACAUUAAUUUUCUUAUCACCAAAACCAUAAUAACUGGGAGGUUUUAAUGUAUUUAUAUCUGGUGUAAUAGCAUUUUUUAAAAUGCUCAAGCUAGGAGAAGAUCUAAUAUUAUGAUCUAUUUCGUUCCAUAGACGAAGAGUUGAAGGGGAAAAGGAUGAAUUUGUAUUGGAAAGCCUAUAGUUGGGAAUAACAAAAUUAUUUCUAUUUCUCAAUGCAUAAGGGGUGUUUUGACCAACAGAUUGGGGCACUAGAAUAUUUAGAAAAUCUGAAGUUAUAUUAUUUUUCAUCUUAUACAGUAAUUGUAGUUUUCUUCUAUUACGUCUAUCCGGAAGUGUCUCUAGACCCGUUUCAAUGUAUAAAGAAUUGCUACUAGCAUAUGAAAGUAAACCAGUAAUAAUACGUGCCGCUUCACUUUGGGCCUUUUCUAAUAAAUUUGAUUCUAACACAUUACACCCAUCCCAUAAUUCACACGCAUAUUCCAAAACCGGUAACAAGAUAAAUGUUUUAUAUAUUCUUAUUUAUGUAUCACGCCAAGCAUGUAUUUCUAUUUUCUCAGAGCAUUGAGCUUUUUAAGAACAGACGUAUAAGUAUUUUCAAUAUGGUCACUCCAUUUCCCUUUCGAAUUGAAAGUGACGCCCAAAUGUCUAUGGUUAUUACUGAAGUUUAAGAACUCAUUUUCAAAUUCUAAUUCAAUGACUUCUUCUAAGUUGCUAGAGUUCGAAAUAAAACUUACUUCUGUUUUACGUGGAUUAAAAUCUACCAACCAUGUCUUUGCCCAAGAACUUAAUGAUUCCAAGUCCUGGUUAAUACUUAUUUCAAUUUCAUUACAAGAGGCAGAUGUACUCAUAAGUGAAGUAUCAUCAGCAAAAAGACGUGAAGCAGAAAGCAGAACUUCAGCAAUAUCAUUUAUAUCAAUCAAGAAUAGUAGGGGACCAAGGAUAGAGCCCUGUGGUACCCCUGCCUUAAUAUUACCAGUAUCAGAGAAAGAAUUGGAUAUGAAUACUCUUUGUUUUCCGUUUGUAAGAUAGUUACUAAAUCAUGUCAACAAUUUACCAGAUAUACCGUAGGAAUUUAAUUAACAAACCCUUAUGCCAUACACGAUCAAAUGAUUUUGAUAUGUCACAAAAUACUAAGCAGACGUGUUUUUUCUCCUCAAGGGCUAAACAGAUAUUAUGAUAUAUUUCAAUUAGUUGAUGAACAGUGGAGUGACCAGGCAUAAAACCUGAUUGAUACUUGUAGAAGAGAGAAUUUUCAAUAAAGUAAUUGUGGAUAUGUUUAUAAAUAACACGCUCGAAAACUUUGCCUACGGUUGAUAAUAAAGAUAUUGGUCUGCAAUUAGACGUAGAGUGCCUAUCACCUUUUUUGAACAAUGGUAUAACGGCGGCCAUUUUCCACAUAUUUGGAUAGAUACCAGAGGAAAGUGAUAAGUUAAAAAGAAUUUCAAGAGGCUUUGCGACUGACUGUGCAGUAUGUUUCAACAUAUGGUGGCGUAUCCCAUCAUGACCAAAGGAUUUGCCUAAUUUUAAAACAAUAUAUCCAUAAUUUCUGAUGUGUCUAACCUUAACGAGCUAAGUGUUUGAUCAGUUUUUUGUUCUAAAAUAGGAAUGUCUGAAUUACUAUCAUCAACAUCAGUUAUAGAGCAAAAAUAUUUAUUUAAAAUAUUUGCUUUGUCACCGUCGUUCGUAACUAUAUUUCCUAAAACUGGAUCUAUAAGAGUAGGAAUAGAUUGGGAGUUACCCGAAGAUUUCAUAAGUUUCUUACUUAAUCUCCAAUAUGUUUUAGGAUCUGACGAAGAAUACUGAUCAAUUAGUCCGUUAACAUUUUCAUAAAAAUUUUGACGAGCAUGUUUCUUCAUAUUGUUGACUUUAUUUCGCUGAGCCUUAAGUUUGUUUAUAUCAUGCUGAAGAGAAGAAGAACGAGCUUUCUGAUGUAAUCUGUCACGAAUCCUAAUGUUUUUCCUUAGUUCCGAUGUCAUCCACGGUUUACCUUUAGGUCUAAUCGUAAUCUCUUUGAAUGGAAUACAUGUAUGAGUAAAAUCUAAAUAAAUUUUGCUAAAGUUUUCACACGCAAUAUCAACUGACCCGCACCUCGUUAUCAUAUUCUCCAACUCAAAAUUUGAAAUUAAAUCAUUGAAUUUAUUAAAAUCAGCAUGUAUACCCAUACCUUACGUUUAUAAGAAGGUACAAUUGAAGAAGGAAUUUCAAUAGAUACUAGACUACAAUCGUGGUCACUAAACGAUCUUUCAAUAGUAAUAACUGAUGAGUCAAUAUAUUUGAUUGAACCCGUCAAAAAGAUCGGAUCAAGCAGACUAGACCUGGUAUGUCCAGUUCUAGUAGGUUCAUCAAUGACAUUAAUAAGACCAAAAGUCGAUAUUAUAUCGGACAGAACGUGUUGUGGCGAUAUAGUGAACAUGUCAACAUAUGAUAGCUAUAAUGUCCGCAUACAGAAGGAUGGAUAUCAUUGUGUCUUCUACUUGAAUACCAUAAUUCAUAGCGUUUAUAUAUUUCGCCAAGUCGUUUACAUAAAUAGAGAAAAGUGUCGGUGAUGCUUUACAGCCUUGUUUUAAUCCAAUCGAGACCCCGAAUGGGUCAGUUAACUUACCAUUUACCCGAACCCUACUAGUGUUUUAUAUGUAAAGUGAUUGUAUCGCUCGUAAAAACAACCCGUCUAUUCCGAGAUGCUUCAACUUUAACCAUAAAAUAUCUCUAUUUACACUGUCGAAUGUUUUUUUUUCAUGUCCAUAAAGCAGACGAACGUGGAUUGUUUCCGUAUUUUACGAUUAUUCGGAAUGGUACAUGUAUAAAGUGCAUAUUAGUGGUCAAGACAACUGCGAUUUUCUCCGCAUACAUUUUGACGGUAUAGAUAUAAGUGAGAUCCUUCUAUAGCUGUGUGGAUCCAACGGCUCUUUUCCCGCCUUUAAUAUAGGGGUUACAAUACUUUCACCCCACAUAUCCGGAACUAUGCCAGAUCGGAAUGAGUUACAUAUAAUCCUGUGAAGUAUGUCUAUACAGGUUUGAUUCCUCAGCACUGCACUUUGGAUAUCGUUUAUACCGGCCGCUUUGUUCAAUGUUUGAGAUAAUCUGUUGAAUAUCUUACAUCGGAGUCAGACGGUACGUUGUAUAACUCUUUGUAAACAUCGUGCCAUACUCUUAAGACUUGCUCGUCGUCCGUAGUUAUGUUACCAUCCUUGUCUAUCACUUUAUCCGGUAUCAAUUUUUGGCGAUCAUUAGAGAUUUGGCCGGACUCCAACGCCAAACUAGCUGUGUAUUGUUAAACAACAAGCUGUGUAUUGUACAACAAGCUCUGUAUAGUCAAACAAUAGACAAACUGUAUUAUCAAACAGCAGACAAACUGUAUAUUGUUAAACAACAGAUAAACUGUAUAUUGUUAAACAACAGAUCAACUGUAUAUUGUUAAACAACAGAUAAACUGUGUAUUGUCAGAUAACAGACAAACUGUGUAUUGUUAAACAGACAAACUGUGUACUGUCAUAUAACAGAUCAACUGUGCAUUGUCAAACAACUGACAAAAUUUGCAUUGCUAAACAACAUAUACACUGUGCAUUACUAAACAACAUAUAAACUGUGCAUUGCAAAACAACAGACAAACUGUGUAUUACUAAACAACAGACAAAUUGUGUAUUACUAAACAACAAACAUGUGUAUUGUGAAACAUCAGACAAACAGUGUAUUGUUAAAAAACCGGAAGACUGUAUAUUGUCAAGCCACAAACUGUGUAUUGUCAAACAACAGACAAACUGUAUAUUUCAAACAACAAAAUGUGUAUUGUCAAAUAAACAAACUGUUUAUUAUCAAACAAUAGGCAAACUAUAUAUUGUCAGACAGCAGGCAAACGGUGUAUUGUCAAA
Messenger RNA from Pecten maximus, 6988 nucleotides. RefSeq lists its product as uncharacterized. Lineage: Eukaryota; Metazoa; Mollusca; Bivalvia; Pectinida; Pectinidae. The record is from RefSeq and is a predicted model, not a curated record. The coding region runs from base 1476 to 2036 and encodes 186 amino acids. The transcript has 6 exons.